AUGUCGGCGAAAGCUAUCAGCGAACUGUCUGGAAAGGAAGUUCGUAAUAGAAAGAGACAAAUGAAAACAUUGAUUUAUUUGCAGAUGCUCUAUCGCUUCUUCGAAGAGAACCCGAUGGGCUUUCCGGGACUUGUUAUUCCCAAGCCAAUGGUUCGUAUAACCUCCAUGGACGAUUUUAACGCGGCUGCGGAUCAAUGCGAUUGGCUUCGUCAUGAUCAGGUAGAUUGAAAAGUAAUCAAAAGAACACAAAGGUUCCGCAGGUUGGAGUUCUGAAGCCGGAUCAGCUUAUCAAACGCCGAGGAAAGAUGGGGCUAGUGAAAAUUGGCAGUCCCAAUGAGCUCAAAAGCUGGCUCCACGAGUUCUGCGGGAAGCUUUUCCAGGUAUUUUGCUACUUUAUUUUCAUAUCAAAGCUUUUUUUUAGGUCGGAAAAACUGAAGGGCGUUUGCAUACGUUCAUCAUGGAGCCCCUCGUCCGAUUCAAAGCGGAUGACGAAGUUUAUGUGGCCAUCUACAGUCAGCGAGAUGGAGAUGUCAUCCUGUAUCACCCAAAUGGCGGCGUCGACAUUGGCGACGUCGAGUCAAAGGUACGUUAUAGUGAUUUUUUUGCUGAUAAUUCAAGAAAGAAAUUCAGGCAAAGAAGAUUUUCAUUCCGGUAAAGAGCGAUUCGAUGAAAAUCGAUCAAAUGGAUCUCACUCAUGCACUUGGUUCGAUGAUAACGGACAAUAUCCAGAAGGCGACCGUCAUAAGACAGUUCAUCAACUGUCUCUACGAGGCCUACAAGGCUCUUCAUUUUACGUACCUGGAAAUUAACCCGUUUGGUCAGUUGUUAUUUUUCCAAAAAACUCCAACAUUUUUUUUUUGUAGUCGUCGAGGGUGACAAAGUCCACAUUCUCGACCUUGCCGCCAAAAUUGACGAGACAGCCAACUUCCUGUGCGGUGACAAAUGGAAAGGCCGUACUGGAAGGCCUGUCGAGAUGCCGGCUCCGUUCGGACGUGACUUGACCUCGGAAGUUCGUAUACAAAAAGGAAAUUGAUAAUAUUAUUCGUAUUUGAAGGAAAAAUAUAUCGCCGAAUUGGACGCUAAGACUGGAGCGUCAUUAAAACUGACAAUCCUCAACAGAAAAGGCCGUAUUUGGACUAUGGUCGCUGGUGGCGGGGCUUCAGUUGUCUUCACGUAGGAUUUUUCCAAGCUCAAAAAACAUAAAUAAAACAAUUUUCAGUGACACUGUCUGUGACUUGGGAGGAGCUGCAGAACUUGCAAACUACGGCGAGUACUCUGGCGAUCCGUCCGAAGGGCAAACUUUCGAAUACGCCAAAACCCUUCUGACAGUCAUGACGCAAGGCGAGCCUCGUCCAGAUGGAAAAGUCCUCAUCAUCGGUGGAUCAAUCGCCAACUUCACAAACGUUGCCAAGACUUUCGGGGUUUACAAUUUUGGAUAGCUGUUUUUCAUAUACUUCUUUCAGGGAAUCGUCACUGCUUUCGAACUUUUUAUCGACAAGCUCAAAGAGCACAAGGUCACCAUUUAUGUCCGUCGUGGCGGUCCCAACUACCAAGAGGGACUCCGAAAGAUCAAAGAUGCUGGUUGGUUUUUCUUUCUCAGUUUGAAAAUGAAAUCGAAAAAUGUUAAGUAAAUCUUUUUAGCGACCAAGCUCGAGCUCCCAAUCCACGUGUUCGGCCCUGAAACGCACAUGACAGCUAUUGUCGGAGCUGCUCUAGGGGUUCGACCGGUCCCAAGCGUUCCCACUGCUCCAAAGACAACCGGACAGUUCUUGCUCAGUCCUGAACGAAAUGUGAGAUUCUUUGAUGCGAAUUCCAAUCUUAUCUCUGAUUUGCAGACUGCCGGAACGGAAAGAGUUCCAACAUCGCCGGCUCCAAAAACAACAACGUUUGAAACAUUGAAAAAUUUUCUUUCAACAAAAAAUCCGGCGGGUCAAGAUAAGGUAUUUUUCAGUUUUCAUCAUUCGCUCAAUUUAUUUUCUAGGAAAACGACGUCAUUCGUGGACUCUUUGAGAACGAUACCAAGGCUGUAAUUUGGGGCCAGCAACAAAAAGCUAUUCAAGGGAUGCUUGACUUCGACUAUGUCUGCCGUCGGGAUCAACCAUCUGUCGUAGCAUCAACUUAUCCCUUCACCGGAGAUAACAAGCAGAAAUACUACUUCGGACAAAAGGUAAUUUGAAAAAAAGAUGGAAAAUUUGAUUAAAAGUCAUAAAUUAAAAAAAAAACUUUUUUAAGGAGAUCCUGAUCCCAGCUUACAAGUCAAUGAUGAAAGCUUUUGCUUCGCACCCAGACGCUAGCGUCAUGAUCACCUUUGCCUCGCUGAGAUCGGUUUACGAGACGGUCAUGGAAGCGCUCGAAAUCCCACAACUCAAAGUCAUUGCCAUCAUUGCCGAAGGAGUGCCUGAGAACCAAACCCGGAAGCUUUUGAAGGUUCAUCUCUCAAUAUUCUUCAAACCAAAGAGACAAGUUGUUCAGGUUGCCCAAGAGAAAGGAGUCGUGCUGAUUGGUCCAGCCACUGUGGGAGGGAUCAAGCCUGGCUGUUUCAAGAUUGGCAACACGGGAGGCAUGAUGGACAACAUUUUGGCUUCUAAGCUUUAUCGUCCUGGCAGGUGAGGAAAAUUUAAAAAUUGAAAAAAAAACUUCCAUUUUUAUUGAAUCUCAAUUAUGCUUCUUAUUUUCAGCGUCGCCUACGUUUCCCGCAGUGGUGGAAUGUCGAAUGAACUGAAUAAUAUCAUUUCACACAACACGAAUGGUGUCUACGAAGGUAUUGCCAUUGGAGGUGAUCGCUAUCCUGGAAGCACCUACGUGGAUCAUAUCAUGCGCUACCAAGAAGAUGACCGGUUUGAAAUCAUUUGAAAAAAGAUUUAAAUGCGAACUUUCAGAGUGAAGAUGAUCUUGCUGCUUGGCGAAGUUGGCGGCGUCGAGGAGUACAAGAUCGUCGAUCUUCUCAAGCAAAAGAAGAUCACCAAGCCUCUCGUCGCGUGGUGUAUCGGAACUUGUGCCGACUACAUCACCUCCGAAGUGAGUUAUCGUACAAAAAAUGUGAAAAAAAGCAGUUAUAAAUUUCUAGGAAAUUAUCAAACUAUCAAACCUGAGAAAUAAAAAAAUACGCUUAUAGGUUCAAUUCGGCCACGCCGGUGCUUCAGCUAACGGUUGCGGUGAAACCGCUUCUGCGAAAAACACUGCCCUGCGUGAAGCCGGAGCCAUUGUUCCAGCCUCUUUCGACGAUUUGGGCAACCAAAUCAAAGCCACUUACGAGGAGCUGGUCUUCAAAGGAAUAAUUGUUCCGGAACCAGAAGUUCCACCUCCAGCCGUACCCAUGGACUUUGCUUGGGCCAGGGUAAUCAGGCCAAAGCGAAAAUAUGGACAUUUGGUCUUUUCCAGGAACUGGGACUUAUCCGCAAGCCGGCCUCUUUCAUGACAUCCAUCUGUGACGAACGUGGGGAGGAGCUGAACUACGCUGGUGUUCCUAUCACUCGCGUUCUGGAGUCGGAGAUGGGGAUCGGUGGUGUCCUCGGUCUUUUGUGGUUCCAGGUAGACACUCGAAUUUUGAAAAGAUAGAAGAAACGAAUUUUCAGAAGCGUUUGCCAUCCUACGCCAACAAGUUCAUCGAAGUCUGCCUGAUGAUCACUGCCGACCACGGUCCAGCUGUCUCUGGUGCACACAACACUAUCGUUUGCGCUCGAGCCGGAAAAGAUCUGAUCUCUUCUCUCACCUCUGGACUUCUUACCAUUGUGAGGAUUUUCGUACGGAAGCAACUUAUUGAAGCAAACCGAUUGAAGUAAUCAUGGAGUUUUUAGUAAAAAUUAACCGCUUUUGAUGAAAAAUUUGCAACUAUCUCUCAUCUUCAUGAAAUUCAAAACUCCAGGGCGAUCGUUUCGGAGGAGCCCUGGAUGGUGCCGCUCGUCAGUUCUCCGAAGCCGUCGACAAAGGAUGGUCCCCGAUGCAGUUCGUCAACGAGAUGCGCAAGCAGGGCAAACACAUCAUGGGAAUCGGCCAUCGCGUCAAAAGCGUGUGAUUUCAAAAAUACUUCUCCAUUCCCAAUUUUUUUUCUAUUCAGAUCAACAACCCAGACAAGCGCGUCGAGAUCUUGAAAAAACUGGCCCAGGACAAGGAAAUCUUCAAACAAGAAACUCCACUUCUUCAGUUUGCUCUCGAAGUUGAGAAAAUCACGACUGCUAAGGUACGAUUAGAAUCUUUUCAAGACUUUAAAGAUUUAUUUACAGAAGCCGAACUUGAUCCUGAACGUGGAUGGAGCUAUCGGCGUCAUUUUUGUGGAUAUCCUGCGCCAAAGUGGCAUGUUCACUGCCGCUGAAGCACAGGAAACCAUCGAGAUUGGCACUUUGAACGGUCUUUUCGUUCUCGGUCGCAGCAUUGGAUUCAUUGGUGAAUAAUAUUCUAUAAUAUGGAGGACAUGAAGAUGAUGGAGAGGUAAAUUUUCACUUUCAGGCCACUACUUGGAUCAAUCCAGACUGAAGCAAGGACUCUACCGCCAUCCUUGGGACGAUAUCUCCUACAUCAUGCCAGAGAGCAACUUCGUGAGUUCUUCAAAAGUUGCAAACUGAGCAAAAAACACUAUAUUUCAGUGA
Molecule: messenger RNA, 4586 nt
Organism: Caenorhabditis auriculariae
Lineage: Eukaryota; Metazoa; Nematoda; Chromadorea; Rhabditida; Rhabditidae
Source: the annotation of a GenBank genome assembly